AUGGCACCUCCACCUCCUUCAACAACUCCCCGAGUAAUUACUCUGGUUUUGAAGGUCUUCAUGUUUGCUCUUCUCUUAGCAUCGCUCAUCGUACUCGUCACCGACACCACAACCGUGCCAUUAGACGUAAUCUUUGAGUUGAAAGUUCAUUUCGAUGAUGUCUAUGCUUACCGAUACGUGCUUGCUUCAAUCAUCAUUGGACUCGUAUACUCACUCUUGCAAACCGCUUUCUCUUUGUACCAUCUUGCCACUGGAAAUCGAUUGAUAAGUGGAGAUGGCGGCUUUGUUUUUGAUUUCUAUGGUGACAAGGUUCUAUCUUAUGUGAUGGCUACCAGUUGUGCUGCGGGUUUUGGUGCAACCAAAGAUCUAAAGGCAUUGGCUGAUGCAAGGAAGCUUGAUUUCGAUGACUAUUUUGAUAAAGCAUACGCUUCUGCUAUCUUGCUCCUCCUGGCCUUUCUCUGUGCUGCCGUUUUAUCUGUUUUCUCAUCGUAUGCUCUCCCGAAAAUGAUUAAUGAAAGCGGAUGACGAUAGUUUUGUUUCAUAUUAUAUCUUUGGUAGAGCUGCAAACAAGUCCAAAAAUAAAAAGAAAAAGAAAAAUCUUUAUAUUUUAAUUGAAUUAAAUGCCUACACCAUCUGCCUUAAGUCACAGAACUUGGAACAUGUGCCAACAUUUAUAGUUUAGUCUCGAGAGGCAUUUAAAUAGAAACAACUCAAACUGAACAGAAAACAAAGACAUUGGACGUCAAUGACCAAAUCUAGCAGCAAACAAGCUUUGAGAAAAAUGAAAUUGAUCAAUGACGACGAUGAGGGCGAGUGACAUUGUUCCGCAAAGGAAGGAGUCCAUUCCUCUGAGCCCGAGGAUUGGCAUUUUUCAGCAUCUGGUCUUUCCAACAACCCGCAUGAUAACUGUAGUGCUCAUUGGCAGAGAAAUAGGACCAACCAGAAUUGGUUUUUGGACACAUUGGGUAUAAACAUCUAGGCUGAUACUCAUUUUUAAGUGUCAUGUUCAUCCCAUUACUUGCAGUUAUGGUCCUUGGGAGCCUUGCACAGGAUAGGUGUAAAUUCCUAUUGCUGUGAUUGCAGCGGUAGUAAUUUGGCCCGUAUACAAUCUUCCGGCAGGCAUUGCAUGUUGGCCUUUGUGAAGGCAUUGAUUUGGAAAAGAUGAAGUUACAGUUGAUUAAAAAUGGGUGCGAGGUGAUAGGAGUGAAAAUGCCGCAGCAUUCUUCGUGGAGAUUGAAACAGCAGCCCCGGUGGGGACAUGAAAACCGGGGUCCCAACCCUGAAGCUCCGCAUCCAUUGCAUAUGUAAAAGGAAUCAGACUGGACCAAAUGAAGAUCAUGCUGCUGGUGACUAGAAUGAUUUAUCGCUUUAAUUCUGAUCAUGUCGCUUGAAGGAUUUAAACUAAGAGCUCCUGCAAAACAUUCAGGCCUUUUAGG
Messenger RNA from Theobroma cacao (cacao), 1436 nucleotides. Its product is annotated as CASP-like protein 4D1. NCBI's taxonomy places the organism in Eukaryota, Viridiplantae, Streptophyta, Magnoliopsida, Malvales, Malvaceae. The record is from RefSeq and is a predicted model, not a curated record.